Acanthoscelides obtectus is the source of this 348-nucleotide messenger RNA. NCBI's taxonomy places the organism in Eukaryota, Metazoa, Arthropoda, Insecta, Coleoptera, Chrysomelidae. The record is from the annotation of a GenBank genome assembly.
AUGCGAAAAGCAGCUGAAGAGAACAUCAGGACAAGGAAGAGGUCAAUCAUGGCGCAAGGUGAAAUUCAAAGAGUAGUACAAAAACAUCGAUUGAAUGCGUUGAAUAAGAGCAGUUCUGCUUCUGAGGCUUCCGCAUUAACUGCAAUUCAAUCACCAACCCUUUCUUGGGAUUCGCCUUCUGCAACUACUCCUGCAUACAGCACUAAUUGCCCGGUCAAGAACGAGGACACAGUUGCUAAUGAUGAUGCUGCUACCGGAGACAUUAUCUCGCGCAUGGAACUUGACAAACUAAAUGAUUUCUCUCUUCCUCCAAAACUUCUUCCAGUCCUUCCAGGAGAAUAUUUGUGA